CUUCAAUCUGCUCCAGCUGCGAACGGUUCAGUUUUCGUCGGUGCUACCGGAACAGGUUUAUAUAAAUAUGUGGCUCGUUGUGUUGGCUCUGCUGGUGCUGCCACUGAUCACAUUGGUGUACUUUGAACGGAAGGCAUCGCAACGGCGCCAACUGCUCAAGGAAUUCAAUGGACCCACUCCGGUGCCCAUUUUGGGCAACGCCAAUCGGAUUGGCAAAAAUCCGGCAGAAAUACUGUCUACAUUCUUUGAUUGGUGGUACGACUACGGAAAAGAUAACUUUCUCUUCUGGAUCGGAUACAGUUCCCACAUUGUGAUGACCAAUCCCAAGCAAUUGGAGUACAUUUUGAACAGUCAGCAACUGAUACAAAAAUCCACCAUCUACGAUCUACUGCAUACAUGGCUGGGUCAUGGUCUUCUAACGAGUUAUGGAAGCAAAUGGCAUAAGCACCGCAAGAUGAUCACCCCAUCCUUCCAUUUCAACAUCCUGCAGGACUUCCACGAGGUGAUGAACGAGAACUCCGCCAAGUUUAUGACUCAGCUGAAGAAGGCAAGUGCCGGAGACACUAUCAUUGAUUUCCAGGAGCAUGCCAACUACCUUACUUUGGAUGUCAUCUGCGACACGGCGAUGGGAGUGCCCAUCAAUGCCAUGGAACAGCGCGACUCCUCCAUUGUUAAGGCAUUCAGAGAUAUGUGCUACAAUAUAAAUAUGAGAGCAUUUCAUCCAUUUAAGCGCUCCAACCGCGUGUUUAGUUUAACACCUGAGUUUUCAGCCUACCAAAAAACUCUGAAGACACUUCAAGAUUUUACAUAUGACAUCAUCGAAAAACGAGUCGAUGCUCUGCAGAAUGGAGGAUCUAAGGAGGAGCACGAUCCAUCGUUGCCACGAAAGAAGAUGGCAUUUUUGGACACCCUGCUAUCCUCCACCAUUGACGGUCGUCCUCUCACACGACAGGAGAUCUACGAGGAGGUGUCCACCUUUAUGUUUGAAGGACACGACACGACCACCUCGGGAGUAUCCUUCUCCGUAUAUCUUCUCUCGCGACAUCCCGAUGUCCAGAGGAAAUUGUAUCAGGAGCAAUGUGAAGUCAUGGGUGAUGACAUGAACAGAAGUGUCAGUUUCCAGGAGAUAGCCAAAAUGAAAUAUCUGGAUCUGUUUAUUAAGGAGGCGCAGCGCGUCUAUCCCAGCGUUCCAUUUAUAGGGCGAUAUUGCGAUAAGGAUUAUGAUAUCAAUGGCAGUAUAGUGCCCAAGGGUACAACUCUCAAUUUGGCACUCAUCCUGCUGGGCUACAACGAUCGCAUCUUCAAGGAUCCCCAUCAUUUUCGACCGGAGCGAUUUGAGGAGGAGAAACCGGCUCCCUUUGAGUAUUUGCCUUUCAGUGCCGGGCCACGAAAUUGCAUUGGCCAAAAGUUCGCGCUCCUAGAACUUAAGACUGUUAUAUCAAAAGUGGUGCGGUCCUUUGAGGUCCUUCCAGCAGUUGAUGAAUUGGUCUCCACGGAUGGUCGCCUAAAUACCUACCUGGGUCUCGCCCCAGGCGAAAAGUUGAAGCGGGAGGCAGGGCGCCACAAAUACGAUCCCAUUCUAUCCGCGGUCCUAACCCUAAAAUCAGAUAAUGGUCUGCACCUUCGUCUCAGGGAAAGAAGAUCCUAGUAAAUAAGGAAUAUCAAUACUUCAAAUAGCUCUAUUAAGUUUCAGAUCAAAGUUUAUGCAUUAAUAAUAUCUUCAAUUGCACUAGAGUGUACACAUAAUAUUAGCAAACAUUUUUCCAACUAUGUAAUAUAAAUAAAACUCCAAGUAAAUAAUUUUAUUAAUUUUAUUAGCAUUUAAACUGAAAAAUACGUUACUUUUCUCCCAUUCUUGCAAAUGACCACCUCACGCCAAAGUUGUAAACUAAGAAAAGUAGAACACUCAGUUUAAGAUUCAUUUUGGUUUUAAGCUGAUGUUGUUUUCUUCCACGCAUAUUUAUAGCUGAUUGAGUUUUUUAGCUUGCCACGGCUUGCAUAAGUUAGUAUAAUGAAAUUAGGAAUGGCUUAUUCGAGAUUAAAAUGUAUGACUGCCAGAUUUGGUUAGGUUACUACGACGUAUCCAAUGAAAAAAACUGCUGGCUUAGUUUCGAAUACUCAACCAAAGUUGUAAGUAAAAUAAAAUAAUUUAAAAUUAAAUAAAUAUUAAGAAAUUAUUUGAUUUUUAAUUAACUUUUUGAUCUACAUAAUAUGUAGGUAAAACUUUAGAUUCCUGCCUACUUUUCUAGCCAUUAAAUUAGUCGCAUUGAGGUCGUCUUUAAUGUAUUACAACCGCGAAAAGUUCUGCAGUAGUCGUAGUUAAAUUUUAAAUUCCGAAUUUUCGACUAUUUCGUUCCGACUUGUUUCGCUCCCUUGUCGCAAUAAAUAUUUGAUGUGACGGCAAA
Molecule: messenger RNA, 2405 nt
Organism: Drosophila simulans
Lineage: Eukaryota; Metazoa; Arthropoda; Insecta; Diptera; Drosophilidae
Gene: Cyp4e3
Product: cytochrome P450 4e3
Exons: 6
Coding region: 68-1648 (526 amino acids)
Molecular function (GO): heme binding; iron ion binding; monooxygenase activity
Source: RefSeq, a predicted model, not a curated record